Adineta steineri is the source of this 1455-nucleotide messenger RNA. Lineage: Eukaryota; Metazoa; Rotifera; Eurotatoria; Adinetida; Adinetidae. The record is from the annotation of a GenBank genome assembly.
AUGCGUUUACAAUCUAAUAAUCAAGUUCGAUCACAAAUACCUCUUUGGAAAUGUAUUUUCGUUGUACUUGUACUAUAUGUUUUACAAGGUGUUACGUUAGGUAUAGCCGAUGUUAUAUCACUUUACGUAGCUUCAAAUGGUGCAACAUGGAAGCAACAAAGUGCUUUAACAUUGAUUAUGUAUCCAUUUAGUUUGAAAUUACUUUGGGCUCCUCUCAUUGAUGUUUUAUAUAUACGUCAAUUAGGUAGACGACAAACUUGGUUAUUACCUAUUCAAAUAAUACUUGGCAUAAUGUUCAUUAUUCUUUCAUUUUAUCUUGAACAAUUACUUACACAAUUAUAUAUAACUAAUCUUACAAUUAUUUUCUUUUUUAUCAUUCUUUUCAUUGCUACACAAGAUAUAUGUGUUGAUGGAUGGGCAUUAACUUUAUUUACUUCAUCGAAUAUUGUUUGGCAAUCGAUUUCACAAAUGAUCGGUCAACCAUUAGGUUUAUUUCUCGGUUCGUCAGUUCUUCUUACAUUCGAAUCGGCCAAUGCAACUAAUAAAUUAAUUCGUCAACCGUUAGGUUUUGCUCAACAACCAUAUGGAUUAUUUACUUUAGCACAAUUUUUAAGAUUUUGGGGUAUUAUGUUUUUAAUUACAACAUGUGUUGUUACAAUACUCUUUCGGAAACAUCAUCAAGAUUCUACUAAUAAUGAACAACAACAUAAUCAUUCUCAAUUGAACUUACUUGAAACAUACUUAUAUAUCAUUCGAUUGUUUAAAAGAAGAACUUUUCAUAAACUUCUUUUCUUAAUCAUGACUCCACAUUUUGGAUACGCAGCUACGGCUGCUAUGACUCAUCUUAUAUUACUCAAUCAAAACAUACUUACACGUGAAACAUACGGUUUAAUUACAAUGCCUCUUAUACUAAUUAAAAUUACUGUACCACUUCUUCUUUCACGAAUUGAUCGACCAUUAGUCUUCUAUGGACAAACUUAUAUGCCUCGUCUCAUAUUAGGUAUAUUUAUGGCUCUAUUUAUUUACUUUGCAUCACGUUUACAGUCUUAUUCGAUUAUCUUCUACAGUCUUCUCAUCAUUUUAUUUGGUCUAAGUGAUGCCUUUACUUAUCUUCAAGGUACUGCACGUGGUGCUUUCUUUGCUUAUAUAACUGAUAAACGUAUUGGUUCUACAUAUCUUACAUUUCUAACAUCUUUACAUAAUCUUGGAGGAUCUCUUUCGGGAACUCUAGUUUUGCAUACUGUUAGUUGGUUACCCAAAGAGCACGCUUAUUACAUUGCAGUUGGUGUCUGUUUUGUAAUAGGGUGUAUAUGGCUUUGUUUUUCAUGGAAAAUGAUGUAUCAACUACAAGAUUUACCUGUUGAACACUGGCAUUUGAAACUUCAUAAACAACAAGAUGAAGAACAUGGUGAACAGCAAUAUCCGAUGAUAACAGCAGUUAAUGGAAGAGUAUAA